Molecule: messenger RNA, 4404 nt
Organism: Entelurus aequoreus (snake pipefish)
Lineage: Eukaryota; Metazoa; Chordata; Actinopteri; Syngnathiformes; Syngnathidae
Product: C-terminal binding protein 1
Exons: 11
Coding region: 201-1529 (442 amino acids)
Molecular function (GO): transcription corepressor activity; NAD binding; oxidoreductase activity, acting on the CH-OH group of donors, NAD or NADP as acceptor
Source: RefSeq, a predicted model, not a curated record
AAAAAAGGUAGGGAGGGGGUUGAGGCAGACCGAGAGCGGGUAAGCGAGCGGCGGCGACGGAAGGGAAGGCAGAGAGAGGAGAGGGGGAGCACAUGUGUAUGCUUGUCACCGAGGUAGCUGGCCACGGCCGCCAUAUGCUGACUGGAUUCUUGCUCAUAUGUGCUGCGUGAAGACUGCAUGCUGGUACUGGGGAACACGCCAUGGGAAGCUCACAUCUCCUCAACAAAGGCAUGCCUCUAGGCAUCAGGCCACCGAUCAUGAACGGGCCCAUGCACCCACGCCCCCUGGUGGCUUUGCUGGAUGGGCGCGACUGCACCAUAGAGAUGCCCGUUCUGAAAGAUGUUGCGACGGUGGCUUUCUGCGAUGCGCAAUCCACACAGGAAAUCCAUGAGAAGGUACUCAAUGAAGCUGUGGGAGCACUGAUGUACCACACCAUCACUCUAAUGAGAGAAGACUUAGAGAAGUUUAAAGCUCUCCGCAUCAUUGUGCGCAUCGGCAGCGGCUACGACAACAUCGACAUCAAGUCUGCUGGCGAACUUGGAAUAGCUGUGUGUAACAUGCCUGCCGCCUCAGUCGAGGAGACGGCUGACUCCACACUGUGCCACAUCCUUACCUUGUACCGACGCACCACGUGGCUGCAUCAGACGCUGCGAGAGGGAACAAGAGCUCAGAGUGUGGAGCAGAUCCGAGAGGUGGCUUCAGGAGCUGCAAGGAUCCGAGGGGAGACACUGGGACUCAUUGGACUAGGUCGGGUGGGCCAGGCUGUUGCACUGCGAGCCAAGGCGUUCGGCUUCAACGUUUUUUUUUACGACCCCUACCUUGCUGAUGGUGUUGAGAGAUCCCUGGGCCUUCAAAGGGUCACCACACUACAGGAUCUACUCUUCCACUCCGACUGCGUCUCACUGCAUUGCAGCCUGAACGAACACAACCACCACCUGAUCAACGACUUCACCAUCAAGCAGAUGCGUCAGGGAGCGUUUCUGGUCAACACAGCUAGGGGGGGUCUGGUGGAUGAGAAGGCCCUUGCUCAAGCCCUGAAGGACGGGAGGAUACGCGGAGCUGCCCUGGAUGUUCACGAGACAGAGCCUUUUAGUUUCAGUCAGGGCCCGCUGAAGGAUGCGCCCAAUCUGAUCUGCACUCCUCAUGCUGCCUGGUACAGUGAACAGGCCUCAUUGGAGAUGAGAGAGGAGGCAGCCAGAGAGAUACGAAGGGCAAUCACAGGUCGUGUACCAGACAGUCUGAAGAACUGCGUCAAUAAGGAGUUUCUGACUCAGAACAACCACUGGACCGGGGUUGACCCAGCUACUGUCCACCCAGAACUAAACGGCGCCUACCGGUACCCACCAGGGGUUGUGAACUUGCCAGCCGGUCUCCCGCCUCCUGUUGAAGGCAUUAUGCCCAACGCUGUACCCAUCAUGCACACUCUACCGCCUGCUAUCACACACCCUCCACAUGCACCAUCACCUGGACAAAACACAGUCAAGCCACCAGAGGGCGACAGAGAACAGCAUUCAAAUGAUCAGCUGUAGUCAAAACAUUCCUUGCCCUUUCGCUGCAGAGUCAUCACGGCGAGUCUCCACACAUCUAAAUUAAGUCAACCAAUUGAGGUUUAAAUAACUACUGAUUCCAAAUGUAAAGGCAAUUGACACCCAGUUGCUUGUUUGCACUCCAAAGAGAAAGUAGAAGAUGCUACCACCCAUUGUCAAGAAGAGGAAAGAAAGACCAUUUUGCUCAUUUGGAAAAAAAAGACUAACUCCAGAUUUCCACGACAUGCGUAAUGGCUGCUGAACGGCUCUGCUGCGGAACGGCUCCCGUGAUACGCCGUCGCAAUGGGCGCCUUGACUUGCCUUGACUAGCGCAAAAGACAACAGUUUUACCUUGGGCAACGACUACUUUAUUUUGUAUCUAUAGCAAGCAGCAACAAACCCACUUGGCCAGCUAGCAAACACACACUUUUCAUUUAACUCCCGCUGACCAGUCCCCUGCUUUGCUCACACCUGUGUCAAUACACACAGGCCCCCAAAAUAGUUGUCCCAGGAUAUGCCUGUAGGAUGAUUCUUUGAUUUUGGACCUUCAAAAACAACAUCUCAUUCAUUGUGUCCACGGGGUGAAAUAACGUCUGUGAAACUUUGACCAAUUGACUUAAGGGGUACGCCAAGGUAUAAAAUGCAUUCCGCCUUCGACAUAUAAUAUUUCAUUUAGAACAUUUUUUUUUGUGUCUGUGCAUUAAUUUCUGUCCAGCACAUGCAGAAUUUUGCUGAAUGUAUGUGUUUAUAUGGCAGAGGCCGUGCACAGCGUGCCCACAGGCGGAGAAACUGACACACUGACAAGAAUGGAUACGUAUUGGCUCUGCCACGUUUAGCAGCCGUUAUGCAUGUAGUGGAUGUCCAAGGUAAAUCCGUUGUGUUAGACCGUGGUGUUUCCAGAGUUAGAAGAGCAGGUUUCAUGACUUUCUUUACAGUAUUUUUGUCAUUUCCUUAUUUUGACGUACAAGCAAAAGUAGUAGGCUAUGAAAUGAAUGUAAGCAAUGUGUGUACAGUUUUUAGAUGCCAGGCAAAAGAUACUAAUAUCUGUAUUCAAAUUCAAACAAAUAUUUGGCUUAUUUUAUCAAUUGUCUCAACACUUUGAGAUGUUUACCUUUGCUUGUGUUAACAGACUAACCAGCCCCCUGAUAAGAGGCAGCUUUUUUGCACAGCAUCUCAGGAAAUUACGUUUCCGCAGUUUAUAUAUUCUUUUAACUUUAAGAAUUCAAUUUUCUGCCACUUAGUGCUUUUUGUUCUUUGGACUGCUGGCCUUUUUCUUGUCCCACUCUAUGACAAAAUCAAACUUGAAGAGCUUAAGUUCAAACAAUGUUUGUUGUAGUUUGCUAUGUUUAAGGGGCAUGCAAUUUUGCUCUUGGGACUUGUACUAAAUGUUCAACCCAUAUUGAGGGCUUGUGAAAAGAAAGACUGUAGAAAGGUGGCAAAAUGGUAUGCUUGGCUGGGACAAUUUCAUACCCAGUCAAGAUUUUUUUUAUUUCACUACAAUGUUGUUGGAUCACAGGCUGUCAACGAACUGACGCACUGAGACGCUAUACCGUAGCAGAUUUAAGAAACUGAUAAAAAAUGUGAAGUAUAUUUUCUUCAUGUUUUCAUGAUCCAGCGCUUCUACUAUUUCAUGGAUUAUUCAAUAGUAGCAGAGCGUGACAAGUUAUGCACAAGGUUUACAAAUGGUGCACAAUUGAAUAAGAUUGUGUGUCGCUUUACUUUCUGCUGAGGGUUUUUUUAAUACACACCCUUCAAAUCCUCAGACUCCUCUGCAGUAACACAAAAGUAUGUGAAGGACAACACUCCAGCCUACUAUCCCUUUAACAUUUCAUGAUGGGUCCUUACUAAGUAUACCGUUUAGCCACCGCUGUGCUCUCUGUGUCUGUGUGUACAUAAUAUGGUGUUCUGCCUGCCUGUGUCAAUGUGACUUGGUGGUAUCUGUGUCUAAAAACAGCGCUGGGAUAAGGAGUGGUGCAUUGGACUCCCCUGAAGGCAUCGUCACUAACACUUCCACAGAAAUUUCCCACAAAAACAAUUGCAAUGUGGGGGUACAGACUUGUCUCAUAGUUUAAACCAAGAAUAGGGAACCUAUAUUCAGUAUGGCCCGAGCGAGAUAGAAUCUGAACAUGGGACAUGCAAUCCGAAUGAGUUAACCCGAAAACCCAAAACAAAUAACUUACAAAUGCUCAUACUUUGUCCACCAGGGGUUAAACACAAAAUAACACCAAAAAGUUUUCCUGUUUAUGAUCUUGGAAGUUAAGCCAAGUCACGUUGCUUUUAGGACCGCACUCUACCAGUGUCUGAGUAGCUAACAGUUCACUGUUGCCUAGCUGUUCUUUAGGGUGAGGUAGUAAGCGUAGCAAUCAGGGAUGGACAUUUCACAUCAACAUUACUGGUGGGUCUCCUACAACCUGAGCUUUUGUCAAAAUCGUAUUGGGGUGUCUCGAUUAGAUAGCACACAGGUUAAAUAUCAUUGUAUGUCUGGGAUCAUUGGGAUUCUGAAAGGAAUUCUGUGACAUUGUGAACUAGAACCCCACACAUUCCUCACAAGAUGCCUGUCACCGUUUGGAGGAGACACUUUGCAGAGAGUGCAUUAUUUCCAUAGCUACCUUAAUGGAAACUGCCGUCAUCAAGACAAAAAGCACACAAACUCAAAAAAAUGCCAUACGAAAUUCCAUCCCUGGUAGUGAAAUACAGUCCAUUGUUGCCUACCCUUUGUCCCUUUUAUGGUUAAGUAGUAGGCGUAGCAAUAUACAGUACAUAUAUAUUCUAUAUUCGACAGUAAAUAUUAUUUUUGGUCAAACCUGACAAAGAUAUGUUUGUGAUUGUAUGCAUUUGUAUGAAUUAUUUUAAAAGGAAAUAAAACCGUGGAAGAUGA